Molecule: messenger RNA, 751 nt
Organism: Sinocyclocheilus grahami
Lineage: Eukaryota; Metazoa; Chordata; Actinopteri; Cypriniformes; Cyprinidae
Gene: s100v2
Product: S100 calcium binding protein V2
Exons: 3
Coding region: 126-428 (100 amino acids)
Source: RefSeq, a predicted model, not a curated record
GAUUCAGGAUGUCAGCCAAGAUGUGGCAGAAGCGAUGGGACGCUGAGAGUGUAAAGUACCGAGCACUGCACGACGGGAACAGCAAAGUUUGUCUAGAGCCAAGAAAAUAAAACAAAUCACGUGAAAUGGCAUCCCAGUAUUCUGACCUUGAGAAGGCCAUUAACACCUUGGUCACAAACUUCCAUUCUGCUUCUUCUGAUAAUCGGCCUACGCUGAAGGUAGAUGAGUUCAAGAGCCUCCUCUCCUCCGAGCUGCCAACUUUAAUCAAGUCGGAUAAUUUUGGAGAAGUGCUGAAGCAAAUGGGUGUGAAAGAUGGGGAAGGCAUCAGCUUCAAACACUUCUGGAGCCUGAUCCAGAAUUUGGCCUCAACCCAGCAUGGUCUGCUGAGCCACGAGAAGCUGUCCAAAUGCUCCUGCCUUUUACUAUGAGCCGUGGGCUUCAACUGCAUCUGCCACUGAGAUUUGGUCUCUCUGCAUCUCUGCAUUUAUCCAGAACCACUCAUCUCCAAACAAACCACUAACUUUCCUUCCUAAGCAUUCCAAUAAAUAAACUCAAUUUGUACAUCAAGAUUUUUUUAAACACAAUGUGUCAAGCAGUACAGCCAUCAUCUCUCCUCAUAUCAAAUUUCAUGUAAAUCUUAAUGUACAGACCAGUUAACUACUUCAUAUUCCAUAAUUGAACUGGAGUCCAAUUCGUUUUCACUUGCAACUGGAAUUUAAGCUUCCCACGAGUGCAUUUAACAAGUGUUUCU